Tetrahymena thermophila SB210 is the source of this 13512-nucleotide messenger RNA. Its product is annotated as WD domain, G-beta repeat protein. Lineage: Eukaryota; Ciliophora; Oligohymenophorea; Hymenostomatida; Tetrahymenidae. The transcript is spliced from 36 exons. The record is from RefSeq and is a predicted model, not a curated record. Gene Ontology annotation, molecular function: protein binding.
AUGGAUAAGCUUUUAAUAAUAUUAACUUGUCUAAAUUUAAUUAAAAUCUCAUUUUAAGAUAUUUGCCCUUUUGACAUUGAUUUAGGCUAUUCCUCUACUAGUUGUUAAGGAUAAAUAGGAGAUUAGAAUGUUUUAGGAGGAGAAUAAUUAUUCUUUAAAAAUAAAGAUAAAUAUGAGUUGCUAAUGGUAGAUUAUGGAAGUUAAGGAUUGCUUGGAGUGUGGAAUCUUACAGAUGCUAGUCUUUUUUAUUCAACUUCAUAUUUUUCAGAUCAAAAAAUUCAAAUUCAUUCUAUUUUUACUGAUAAGCAAAUCAACAUUUCUGAUCCAUCUUUACCACAAACUUUCAUAUACAUAAUAGAUACCAAUUAUAAUGUAUAUUAAUCAAGUCUCUAUCAAUAGGAUAGUACAGCUAUUAAAUUUAACUAUGAAUUGGUAGAUAGUUAAUAGUAAUAAGUUUAAGUUUGUUACAACAUUAAAAAUAAUAUUUUGUACUACCCUAAAGAUAACUAUGUCUACCUUCGCUCGGUUGAAUAAUCUUCUUAAUUAUAAUUAGAUUCUGAUGGAAUUCAAUGCGAAAGUGAUUUUAGUUAAGACUACAUAUAUGUUCUUUCAUCUAAUAAUAAGAUUUACAUGAUAAGCUAAACUAAUUUUGAAAUUUAAAAUACAUUAUAAUUUUAAUUAGGAAAUAUUACUCGUUUGAAAUUCUAAUAAAGCUAAGGAUUAACAUUCAUAAGUUAUAAUAUAAGUGGAUAUUCUAUUUUUUCUUUGGAUUAAAGUUUUAAUUCAACCAAUUUACUUUUUUUCUCUCCAAAUUUGAUUAAUGACUAUGGAUUUUUAAAUGAUGGGUCUUUGAUAGUAUGUGGAAAUAAUUCAAUGAUUUAUUUUGGUUCUUAGUUUAUAAAUCCUGCUACAUAAUCGAUGGAUUAUAAUGAUUAUCAUGUGUAUGAUAAUCUUAAUGCUCUACGUCUUCAAGAUUUAAAAUUGAUAAAUUACACUAAACUAAUUGUAGGAGAUGAUUUCACAGUAUUUUAUGGAAAUUAAACAAUGAUAACUGUGGUAGUAAACGAAAAUAGAGUUAUACAACUUAACAAAUGCUUAGGCUCAUAAUUACUUUUUGGAGUUACUCCUAAUGCUAUUUUUGAAGGUUCCAUAUUAAAAACUCUAACAUCUAGUGGAAUGGUAUUUAUAGAUAUAACAAGUGGGCAAAUAAAAAGGCAUACAAGCUGCUUCUAUACAAACGAUGUUCCAAUGGAAUAAGUAGAAGGUCUUUACUUUGAUGAUGAGUUACUUAGAAUUUAUAUGAUUGAGAAUUAGGGGAAAUUAGGGUACUUUAGCUUUCCGAAGGGUGAAUAUCUGACUUAGUACUAUAAUCUCUCAACUUAAAGUAGAUUAUAAUUCAACAAGUAAGGUGACUAAAUAUAUAUUUGGCCUAUUUGGUCUCCUUAAAAUUAUUUAGUAAUAACAACGUAUCUUGAUGGAACUUUUUUACAAACUCUAAAUUUUGAUAAUGAUUUCAAAGUUAGCUAAGUAUAUUUUGACAACGAUUUAGAAAUUAUUUUAGUGAUUGAUUUAAGCUUAAAAUUAUUUGUUUUUAAUUCUAAAUAAUUUAAUCUACUCUACGAUUCGCCAAUUACCAAUUAUACUGUAUAAGUUUUUUAAAGUCAAUAUGGACUAAUUAUUGUGUAUUAAAAUUUGAUACAAAUGCUCACAAAAGGAUAGGAUAGUAAUCACUAAAUUUAAAUAAAUACUUUAAAUUUACAAAAUUAUAAUUCUAAUUAAACAUACUUUGAUACUUUUUCAAACUCAUUGAUCCUUUUUAAUGUAGUUGGUACUCUCUAAAUUGCAAUUAUAGAGAAUCCUUAAAACAUAAAUAUAAAAAGUAUAUAAUUUAUGUAAAAGUAAAAUUAAGUAUCUUAAAAUGUUUGCUUUGGAAAUUAAUAUUUGGUUAUUUUAAUGGCUUUUCCAAACGAAAUUAUCCUAAUUAACAAAUAGACAAAUGAUUUAAAAAUAAUUAAUUUUGCAUUUACAAUACCAAACUAGUGUAUACUAUUGCUUGAUGAAAAAUUACUCUUAGUUGUCUCUGAUGGAAACUAACUUAUUUUUAUUGAUGUUUAAUCUUAAAUUUUUUUAAAAAAUGAAUAACUUGAUUAAUUUAGUUCUACUGUUUCCUCAAUCUAAAUUGAUGAAGAGGAAAAAUUAUUAAUUAUUUUGCUUUCUACCAACCAAAUCUUUAGUUACGAUUACUCAUCUCUUUAACAAGUUUGUGAUUGGAUGGCGACUAGUUAAAUUACACUUUCUACAUUUUAGAUAAACACUUCUUAUAAAAAAAUUAUUUAUGGUUCAGGACUUAUGAUUUAUUUUAUUGAUUACACUUAGAAAAAAUUAAUGAAUCAAAUUUAAUUUGUAGAGAAAACUUAAGGAGGAGUUAUAGAUUAGUAAACAAAUAGCAUAUUUAUUUAUACUAAUAAAGUUUAUUAGUAUGAUCUUUAAAAGUAUAAUCUGAUUUUAGUAUCAUAAUUUGAACAUCUCCAAUAAAUAAAUCAAUUAAAUAUUAUUUAUGAAUGGAAUAUUAUUGUGACUUCUUCAAUAGAUAACACUAUAGCUGUUCAUAGUUAUCCAAAAUUAAAAUUCAUAUAAUUACUUUAGCAUGAUCCUAUUGAUUGCCAAAUUAUUAGUACUUUUGCUGUAGACGUAGAAAAUAACAGAAUAAUCUCAGGUUGCGGAGGAGGGAGUAUUUAUGUAUGGAAGAACGAUAAAUCAAUUAAACAUUUCUAUUUGCUUAAAGAUUAUUAAUAUUUGCUGUAGAUUUACACUGUCACUAGAAUUAUAAUUGAUUAAGCAAAUAACUUUUUAAUGUUAUUUGGAUUAGAUUGGUUUCCAUUAUUAAUUUAACUAAGUAGCAUAGAUUAAUAAGUUCACAUUAUUUAAGUUUUACAAGGAAAUGAUGGGGCAUAUGACAAGCAUAAUUAAUGUAUACUUACUUUUGACUAAGAUGGGUAUCUUUGGAAUUACAAUAUUACUUCCUAAAGCUACAUUUUUAGAAAACAGUAUCCUAUUCAUCAAGGUUAAGUAUAAUCUAUAGCUCUAGAUCCUAUUAAUUAAAGGUUUGUGAGCAUGGGAUUAGAUAAUAAAGUAUAAAUAUGGCCAUAUAAUUCUUAAAAUGCUCAAAUACCACUAUUUUAAUAUAAAAACAUAGCUUAAAUUUAAUAUGGCUAUUUAGAUUUAAUUAUUUCAUUUUCGAAUGAUUAAACAGUAAAAUUUUGGGAAUAUGAGUUUUCUAUUCAAAAUAGCUAUUUUUAGAUUAUACAUAGAGCAUCUUCUAUUAUAAGUUAUGCUUUUGAUGAAAACAAUAACAACCUAUAUUAUACUAGAUCUGAUGGUAAUAUUUAAAAGUGGUCUUUAAUGGAUUAACAGACAGUAAAUGGGCCUAUCUUUUAAUUUAAUGAUAGAUUUAAUAAUACAAUAUAUUUAAUAAACGAAGAUAUUUUUGUUAUAGCCACUACAAAGUAGAUUAAUUUAAUCUACAAAAAAAAUUUAGAAUUAAUUCAAAAAAUUUAAGUAGAAUGCUCUCAUAGUGUUAACAAUUUGGAAGUAUAAGAUAGUUACUUUGGAAUGUCAUUUAGUGAAAUAAAGUAAAAUAAGUACUUAAUUCCAGAUAGCUAUAUGAUAUAUACUAAUUCUUCCUCUAUUGAUCUUUUAAGCACAUUUAUGAAAAGUUAAUUAAGCAGCUCAUCUGUUGGCUUAAUAACGCUUAUUUCAAAUUAGCUUUAAAUAACAAAUUUUACUCUAGAAGAGAGUUAAUAAGAAAAUAUUUCACCUAUUGUAAUUAACUAAAGCUAAGUGAUUAUAGAUUAAUCUUAUUUUAUUUCAAAUAAACUUUAUUCUACAUAAUAUGGAGGAGGUGUCUUUUAUUUUGAUGCUUCUCAUGUUAAAAUAUAAAAUAGUUAAUUUAUAGAUAAUGAAGCUUAAAAUGGAGGAUCGCUGUAUUUUAUUGAUAAAUGUGAUUGUGUGCUAAAUAAUGUAACUUUUACAAAUAACACAGCAAGAGAAAAUGGAGGAGUUUUUUUGCUUAAUGACUCAAAUAUCUAAAUAUAGAAUAGUACUUUUGAAAGAAACAAAGCUUUAAUUGGAGGAAUAGCUAGAUAUUUGACCUCUAUACCCUUAUUCCUUAAAAAUAAUAGUAGCAAGUUAGUUAAAGAUUCAUGUGGUACCACUUAUUAAAAUAAAUGCAUAGAUAAUUAUGGUUAAUUCUAUGGUAACAAUUUCUGCUCUUUUCCAUAAAGUGCUAAAAUUAAUAAUCAGUCUUUACAAAAUGGAUCAAUAUAUGUAUUUAAAGAUGUAUAAAGUGGAACACAAAAUAAUAUUUUGAAAAUAAACAUCUUAGACGAAGAAGGAAAUUAAGUAAAAUUCUAAAAUUAAAAAAAUAUACCUGAUAGAAUAUAUUAAGAAUUUUCUUAAUAUUAUGUUGAGCUCUAGGAGCUAUAUUUGCUCAACAAUAUUCAAGAUUUAAGGUAAAUUGACUUGAAAUUAUAGGGUGCAACUAUUCAACCUUUUGAGCUAGAUGAAUUUCUUUUAAAUUAGUACUAAGUAUCAGGGUAAUUAGGUAAAAGAGGUAGAGCAGUGUUGUAAUUUAAAGGAUUCUACUUAUUUUCUAAUUAAACACAAGGGUUUACUGAUACUUUAACUAUUUAUAUUGAUUACAACUUUAGAGAUUGUUAAAUAGGAGAAAUAAUAUAAUCAGCUUGCACAUCUUGUUCAUUAGCUAACUGCUUAACAUGUUAAAAUGGUACAUAUUCUAUUGAAGAUCCAAAAUCAAAUACUAGUAAUAUGUAAUGCAAGCCUUGUGAUUACUCAUCAACUAUUUCUUGUUAAGGAAGCUAAAUAAAUUUAAAAUAAGGAUUUUGGAGAUCUGAUAAAUUCAGCGAUGAUAUAAUACCUUGUACUAAAUCGUAAAACUAUUGUAACGGAUAACAAGAUACUAAUUAUUGCUCUGAAGGUUUAAUAGGACCUCUAUGCUAGACUUGUGAUGUACUAGGAUAAUUUUGGAAUAAUUCUUAUGGAAAAAGCGAUUUACAAGUUAAUUGUUAUUAAUGUUAAUCAGAAGUCUUGAUUAUUGAUAAGUUAGGACUAAUUAGAUUAGGUAAUUCUGGUUAAAUAGGCGAAAAAAGUUUUUAUAGCAGAUUGAUGAUUAGAUAUCUUUAAAUCUUUAUUAGUAUUUCCAGUCUUAGUCCAAAACCAAUAUUUAACUUACAAAUAAUCUCAAUAUUUUCUCCCCUUUUCCUUUAAUAGUUAUUCCCUUAGGGUUCUUAUUCUAUGUUUUAAUAGUUAAACUAAUAAGUUAUUUCUCUAAACAAGAUAAGAACUCCUUUUAUUUUGAGCUCAAGCUCUUUUGAGUCUUUGGUUUAGAUUUUUACUUGCAAAAAGAUAGGUAAGGAGUCAUUUAUGAACUACUACUUAUUAGAAAAGUGCUAUUCAACCAAUCAUGUGAUUUUGAUAACAUCUAUGAUAAUGCCAAUGACAUUUUUAUGGAUAGUUUUAGUACCAGGAAUAUUAAUUUAUAAAAUAUGGAAAUAAGUAGGAAGUUACGAUGUACUUAGUAAAGCUUCUUUGAUGUUAAUUAUCCUCUACUGCUAUCUUUUGCUCUUACAAAAAUAUUAACCAUACUAAAAGAUUAAAUACUACAAAAUAGAUUUAUUUUUUUCUUAAAUUUGCUGUUUGCUAACAAUAUUAUAUAUCCUGCUUAAUGUUAUAGAAUAAGAUAUUAUUUUAUACCUUGGUACUAUUAUUGCUUAUAUUUUGCAAGUAGCAGCAUUUUUAAAAAUUGUCUUAAUUUACUUAGAUGUCUUAAUUAAGCUUAAUUAUCAUUUGUUAAAAAAAACUAAAGUUAUAUUAAUUUUAAAAGGGUGUUUGAAAAAGGAUUAAACAUGUUUCAAAUUCUUUAAAUCAUAAUUAAAAUAACAUAUGAACUCUCUUUAUUUAUUAAUCUACUGCACAGAAGACAAUUCGUUUAAAAAAUUCAACAAUUUUUAGCUUCUUAGACUUUCUAUCUAAGAUUAUAUUUAGAGAAAAAAAAGAGAUAAAAAUGCUCCUUUCUUUUCUAUUCCUUAGCCUAAUGAUGAAAAUAGCUUUAAAGAGACAAACAAUUUUACUUAUUCUACCAGAAAAACGCUUCUUUCCAAAAGGAUGAAAGAAAAGAGUAUUUUAAAAUAGAACAGCUCAUAAUUAAAUCCAAAUUAAAAUUCUUCAAAAAAAUUUUUGGUUUAGUUUAACUCAGAAAGCUAAUCUACAACAUAAAAUAUUAUUUUUAGCUAAUAAUUUAGUCCGAAAGUAAAUAUAAAGUUUUCUGAAUUCCAAAACAAAAAUCAAACAUAAUUUGAUUCAUAAACUAGUGAAAAUGUUAGUGAGUAAGAAGUAAAUUAAUAAAAUAACUGUUAAGCUAAAUAUAAUUUUAGAACAAGAAGCAAUAUCAAAAAUAUCAAUCAUGAUUAGUUUGUGCUAUUGAGUAGCCUAACAGAGUACAGAGAUUAUAAAAAGAAUGAUAAAGAUUUAGAUUCAAUCUUUAAUGAUAAACCUUCUUCUUAAAAAAAACAAACUCUUUAACCUGAUGAAAUUUUAAAAAUCAAGAUAAGAAAAGGAUAAUAAAUAAAUAACUAUUUUGUAAAAAUGGAUAAGCUUUUAAUAAUAUUAGCUUGUCUAAAUUUAAUAAAAAUAUCAUUUUAAAAUAUUUGCCCUUUUAAUAUUGAUUUAGGUUAUUCCUCUGCUAAUUGUUAAGGAUAAAUAGGAGAUUAGAAUGUUUAAGGAGGAGAAUUAUUAUUCUUUAAAAAUUAAGAUAAAUAUGAGUAGUUAAUGGUAGAUUAUGGAAGCUAAGGAUUGCUUGGAGUGUGGAAUCUUACAGAUGCUAGUCUUUUUUAUUCAACUUCAUACUUUUCAGAUCAAAAAAUUCAAAUUCAUUCUAUUUUUACUGAUAAGCAAAUCAACAUUUCUGAUCCUUCUUUACCACAAACUUUCAUAUACAUAAUAGAUAUCAAUUUUAAUGUGUAUUAAUAAAGUCUCUAUCAAUAGAAUAUUACAGUUAUUCAGUUUGAUAAUAUAAUGGUAGAUAAUUAAUAGAAAUAAAUUUAAGUUUGUUUCAACAUUAAAAAUGGUAUUUUGUACUUCCCUUUUGAUAACUAUCUCUGUCUUCGCUCGAUUGAAUAAUCUACUUAAAUAAAAUUAGAUUCUGAAGUAAUUCAAUGCGAAAGUGAUUUUAGUUAAGACUACAUAUAUGUUCUUUCAUUUGAGAAUAACAUUUACAAGAUUAGCUAAACUAAUUUUAAAAUUUAAAAUAAAUUAAAAUUUUAAUUAGGAAAUGUAACUCAUUUGAAAUUCUAAUAAAGCUAAGGAUUAACAUUCAUAAGUUAUAAUAUAAGUGGAUAUUCCAUUUUCUCUUUAGAUUAAAAUUUUAAUUAAACCAAUUUACUUUUUUUCUCUCCAAAUUAAAUUAAUGACUAUGGAUUUUUAAAAGAUGGGUCUUUGAUAGUGUGUGGAAAUAAUUCAAUGAUUUAUUUUGGUUCUUAGUUUAUAAAUCCAGCUACAUAAUCUAUGGAUUAUAAUGACUAUCGUGUGUUUGAUAAUCUUAAUGCUCUACCUCCGUAAGAUUUAAAACUGAUAAAUUACACUAAACUAAUUGUAGGAGAUGAUUUCACAGUAUUUUAUGGAAAUUAAACAAUGAUAACUGUGGUAAUAAAUGAAAGUAGAGUUAUACAACUUAACAAAUGCUUAGGCUCAUAAUUACUUUAAGGUGUUACUCCUAAUGCUAUUUUUGAAGGUUCCAUAUUAAAAACGUUAACAUCAAGUGGAAUGGUAUUUAUAGAUAUAACAAAUGGGCAAAUAAAAAGGCAUUCAAGCUGCUUCUAUACAAAUGAUGUACCAAUAGAAUAAGUAGAAGGUCUUUACUUUGAUGAUGAAUUACUUAGAAUUUACAUGAUUGAGAAUUAGGGGAAAUUAGGGUAUUUUAGCUUUCCUAAGGGCGAAUAUCUGACAUAGUACUAUAAUCUCUCAACUUAAAGUAGAUUAUAAUUUAACAAGUAAGGAGAUUAAAUAUAUAUUUGGCCAUUUUAGACUCCUUAAAAUUAUUUAGUAAUAACAACAUAUCUUGACGGAACUUUUUUACAAACUCUAAAUUUUGAUAAUAAUUUCAAAGUUAACUAUGUAUAUUUUGAUAACGAUUUAGAAAUUAUUAUAGUUAUUGAUUAAAGCUAAAAAUUAUUUAUUUUUAAUUCUAAAUAAUUUAAUCUACUUUAUGAUUCGCCAAUUACCAAUUAUACUGUAUAAGUUUUUUAAAGUCAAUAUGGACCAAUUAUUGUGUAUUAAAAUUUGAUACAAAUGCUCACUAAAGGAUAGGAUAGCCACCAAAUUUAAAUAAAUACUUUAAAUUUACAAAAUUAUAAUUCUAAUUAAACAUACUUUGAUACUUUUUCAAACUCAUUGAUUCUUUUUAAUAUAAAUGGUACACUAUAAAUAGCAAUUAUAGAGAAUCCUUAAAAUAUAAAUAUAAACAGUUUAUCAUACACGUAAAAGUAAAAUUAAGUAUCUUAAAAUAUUUGCUUUGGAAAUACAUAUUUGGUUAUUUUAAUGGCUUCUCCAAAUGAAAUUAUAUUAAUUAACAAAUAGACAAAUGAUUUAAAAAUAAUUAAUUUUGCAAUUACAAUACCAAACUAGUGUUUAAUACUGCUGGAUGAAGAAUUACUCUUAGUUGUCUCAAAUGGAAACUAACUUGUUUUUAUUGAUGUUUAAUCUUAAGUUUUUUUAAAAAAUGAAUAACUUGAUUAAUUAAGCUCUACAGUUUCAUCUAUAUAAAUUGAUAAAGAGGAAAACUUAUUAAUUAUUUUGCUUUCUUCAAACCAAAUUUUUAGUUACGAUUACUUAUCUCUACAAUAAGUUUGUGAUUGGAAGGCGACUAGUUAAAUUACGCUUUCUACGUUUUAGAUAAACACUUCUUAUAAAAAAAUUUUAUACGGUUCAGGACUUAUGAUUUAUUUUAUUGAUUACACUUAGAAAAAAUUAAUGAAACAAAUUUAAUUUGUAGAGAAUACUUAAGGAGGAGUUAUAGAUUAGUAAACAAACAGUAUAUUUAUUUAUACCAAUAAAGUUUAUUAGUAUGAUCUUUAAACUUAUAAUCUGAUUUUGGUGUCAUAAUUUGAACAUCUUCAAUAAAUAAAUCAAAUAAAUAUUAUUUAUGAAUGGAAUAUUAUUAUGACUUCUUCUUUAGAUAACACUAUAGCUAUACAUAGUUAUCCAUAAUUAAAUUUCAUAUAAUUACUUUAACAUGAUCCUAUUAAUUGUCAAAAUAUUAGCACAUUUGCUGUAGAUGUAAAAGACAACAGAAUAAUUUCAGGUUGCGGAGGUGGGAGUAUUUAUGUAUGGAAGAACGAUAUUUCAACUAAUAAUUUCUAUUUACUUAAAGAUUACUAAUAUUUGCUGUAGAUUUACUCUGUAACUCGAAUAAUAAUUGAUUAGACAAACAACUUAUUAAUGCUAUUCGGAUUAGAUUCGCUUCCAUUAUUAGUUUAACUAGGUAGUAUAGAUUAAUAAGUUGACAUAAUUUAGGUUUUACAAGGAAACGAUGGGGCAUAUGACAAGCUUAAUUAAUGUAUACUUACUUUUGACUAAGAUGGUUAUGUUUGGAAUUAUAAUAUCACUUCCUAAAGCUAUAUUUUUAGAAAACAGUAUCCUAUUCAUCAAGGUUAAGUAUUAACAAUAGUUCUAGAUCCUAUUAAUUAAUAGUUUGUGAGCAUGGGAUUAGAUAAAAAAGUAUAAAUAUGGCCAUAUAAUUCUUAAAAUGUUUAAAAACCACUUUUUUAAUAUAUAAAUGUAGCUUAAAUUUAAUAUGGCUAGUUAGAUUUAGAUAAUUAAAUUUUGAUUAUUUCAGAUUCUAAUUUUAGAAUAGUUUUACUUUCAUUUCCUUUACUGAAUGUUAUUCAAGUUUUUGACUAGCAUAGAGAUAUCAUAAAUUCUUUUAUAUUAAAUUAGAACUCAUUUUAAAUUAUUUCAUUUUCGAAUGAUUAAACUGUAAAAUUUUGGGAAUACGAGUUUUCUAUUCAAAGUAGCUAUUUUUAGAUUAUUCAUAGAUCAUCUUCUAUUAUAAGUUACGCUUUUGAAGAAGAAAAUAAUAGCCUAUAUUAUACUAGAUCAGAUGGUAACAUUUAAAAGUGGUCUUUAAUGGAUUAACAAGCAAUAAAUGGACCUAUUUUAUAAUUUAAUGAUAGAUGUAAUAAUACGAUAUAUUUAAUAAACGAAGAUAUUUUUGUUUUAGUCACUACUAAGUAGAUAAAUUUAAUCUACAAAAAAAAUUUAGAGCUAAUUCAAAAAAUUUAAGUAGAGUGCUCUCACAGUGUUAACAAAUAAAACAUAAUUGUAUGCGGAUAUAAUUAAUAAAUUACUUCGUAUUAAAUUAUUUAGAAUGGCAAUAAAUAUAAUUUCUUAAAAGUAUACCAGUAGUAAUUAGAUAAGCCGUUGUUUAAGCUUUAUAACAGUAUUUUACAUUCAACUGAAUUUAUAAUUAUAUUUGUCAACCACUCUAUUGUUUUUGUAGGAAGUUCAACAGGUUUGAUAACGAAAUAAUUUCCACUAAUUCAUCAACUAGCUAUAAUAGAUUUGAUAAUAUAUACAGAGAAAAUAAUUUUUAGUUACUCUUUUGAUAGUUAAUUAGUUCAAUACCUAGUCGAAGACAAUAAUGUUAAAGUUUAAAGAUAAACUCAAUUAGGAUAUCCAAUAUUUUAAGUUAUUGUAAAUUCUGAUUAUAUUUUAGUAAACUUGCAAAAUUUCAACUACUGCCAAAUCUAUAAAAAUGAUGAUUAAGAUUCAUUUACUUUAUUUUAGCUUAUUUAAACAGCAUCUCGCUGGUAGACAUAUUAGUAAAUUAUACUUUAACCUGAAUACUAAUUGAUUUUAGUGAGUUCUGAUUUCUACUAUAUUCUAUAUGAUUAUUAAACAUUUGAAUUAAUCAAUUUCUAUCAGAGCAAUUUUCUAGUGGAGACCAAUUUUAUGAAGAGGAGAGUUACUCUUCUUAAAAAUAGAUAAAUUUUUGUGUAAUCUGGGUAGACUUUUUCAGUAAUUGAUUAAAGUGAAGAUCCUGAAUAGAAAUAAUUGAGUGUCAUAUAAUAAUUUAUAAAUAAAAACUAAUUUUAUGAAAAUAUUUAUUUAUAAGUAUAAUCGGAUUACAUAAUAAGCGUACUUUCAUAUAAUUAUAAUGGUAUCAAUUACAUGAUGACAGAUAUCAAAGGUCAAAUCAAUUGCUAAUAUAAUACUAAUGAUGCUGAUUAUUUUUAGCUAUAAAAAAGACUUUAAUAAUAUUAGAAUUUGAGGAAAAAUAUUUUGAUAAAAAAUGAUGAUUAAACUCCGUAACAUUACAUUGAAAUAAAUAUGUAUGAAAAUUUUAAGUUCUAAGGAUUUCCAAUAGUAGAUUCUAAUGAAGAAUUGUAAUUUAUCCUAACAAUAAAUGGAACUAAUUAUGUUGAAGGAAUUAUUAAUUUAAAUUAGUUAAUCAACUCAUAAACGUUAUUAGAAAUAAAUUUUUACAAUUUAAUAAUUUAUUUGUAAGAAGAAGACCAAUAACAGCAAUAAUAACUAGGAAAUGUUUAAUUACAAUAAUUAUAAUUUUUUUCAUGUGAAAUUAUCUUUAACAAUAAAACUUUGAUUGCUUAAAAUCUGUUUUAUUUUAGUUUUAUUAACGUCAGUAUUACGAAUCAAAAUAUUGAAACUUCGUUAAUUAUUUAAAACACAUAAUAUUUAAUUCUAGUAGAUAAUCAAUUUGCUGAUAAUAAUAUAAAUACAAAACAAUUUGUUACUUUUAAUAACACUGUUGAUUAUUAUCAGGAUUCAGAAUUUAUUUUUAGAAAUAAUAAGAUUGUAAAUAACAAAAUUAAUUUGACUAAUUUCUUUUUAAUUUAGCAUGUGCAUAAAAUUACUAUAGAAUAAAAUGAUAUUUUUGAUAAUAUUAGCACAUAGCUCUCUUUCUUUUUGUAAACUAUAAUAUCUACAAAUAUUAUGAUUAGCUAUUUAAAUUUUAAUAAUAAUAUAAAUCUAGCAAUAAUUGAUGGUCAUUAUUUAUUAUAAUAAUCUCAAAACUAAUUAAUUAAUAAUUUGGAAUUAAAAAAUAGUUACUUUGGAUUGUCAUUUAGUGAAAUAAAAUCAAAUAAAUACUUAAUACCAGAAAGCUAUAUGAUAUAUACAAAUUCUUCCUCUAUUGAUCUUCUAAAUACAUCUAUAAAAAGCUAAUUAAGCAACUCAUCUGUUAGCUUAAUUACACUUAUUUCAAAUAAGCUUUAAAUAACAAAUUUUACUCUAGAAGAGAGUUAAUAAGAAAAUGUUUCACCUAUUAUAAUUAAUUAAAGCUAAGUGCUUAUAAAUUAAUCUUAUUUUAUUUCAAAUAAACUUUAUUCUACACAAUAUGGAGGAGGUGUCUUUUAUUUUGAUGCUUCUCAUGUUAAAAUAUAAAAUAGUUAAUUUAUAGAUAAUGAAGCUUAAAAUGGAGGAUCGCUGUAUUUUAUUAAUAUGUGUGAUUGUCUACUAAAUAAUGUAACUUUUACGAAUAACACAGCUAGAGAAAAUGGAGGAGUUUUUUUACUUAAUGACUCAAAUAUCUAAAUAUAGAAUAGUACUUUUGAGAGAAACAAAGCUUUAAUUGGAGGAAUAGCUAGAUAUUUCACCUUUAUACCCUUAUUCCUUAAAAAAAAUAAAAUUAAUUUCGUUAAAGAUUCAUGCGGUACAACUUAUUAAAAUAAUUGCAUAGAUAAUUAUGGUUAAUUCUAUGGCAAUAAUUUCUGCUCUUUUCCAUAAAGUGCUAAAAUUAAUAAUCAUGGAACGUAAAAUAAUAUUUUGAAAAUAAACAUCUUAGACGAAGAAGGAAAUUAAGUAAAAUUCUAGAGUUUAAAAAACGCCCCAGAUAGAAUAUUAUAAGAAUUUUCUUAAUAUUAUGUUGAGCUCUAGGAGCUAUAUUUACAAAACAAUAUUCAAGAUUUAAGGUAAAUUGACUUGAAAUUGUAGGGUGCAACUAUUCAACCUUUUGAGUUAGAUGAAUUCCUUUUAAAUUAGUACUAAGUAUCAGGGUAAUUAGGUAAAAGAGGGAGAGCAGUAUUAUAAUUUAAAGGAUUCCACUUAUUUUCUAAUUAAACAUAAGGAUUUACUGAUACUUUAACUAUUUAUAUUGAUUACAACUUUAGAGAUUGUUAAAUAGGAGAAAUAAUAUAAUCAGCUUGCACAUCUUGUUCAUUAGCAAACUGUUAUACAUGUUAAAAUGGUACAUAUUCAAUUCAAGAUCCAAACUCAAAUACUAGUAAUAUAUAAUGCAAACCUUGUGAUUACUCGUCAAGUAUUUCUUGUUAUGGAAGCUAAAUUACUUUAAAAAAAGGAUUUUGGAGAUCUGAUAAAUUCAAUGAUGAUAUAAUACCUUGCACUAAAUCUUAAAACUUUUGUAAUGGAUAAGAAGAUACUAAUUAUUGCUCUGAGGGGACCUCUAUGCUAGACUUGUGA